Marasmius oreades (fairy-ring Marasmius) is the source of this 1678-nucleotide messenger RNA. RefSeq lists its product as uncharacterized. Gene Ontology annotation, molecular function: alcohol dehydrogenase (NADP+) activity; zinc ion binding. Lineage: Eukaryota; Fungi; Basidiomycota; Agaricomycetes; Agaricales; Marasmiaceae. The transcript has 6 exons. The coding region runs from base 573 to 1577 and encodes 334 amino acids. Gene Ontology annotation, biological process: alcohol metabolic process. The record is from RefSeq and is a predicted model, not a curated record.
GUCGGUCCAUGUAGGUCUCUAAUAUUUUAAACUCCGACUAUAUAACACGUGGGAUUACAGAUCAAGUCUCUCCUGUCUCCAUCGUUUUUCGUUGGGAAAAGUGAGCUCAGUGGUUCAUAAUCUCUUCCUAGAAACGGAUCCCAUUCGGCACAAUCUACAACCCAUAAAGCGCAUAUAUGAAAUCAGAAGGUGUAAGAAGGCUGUCAGAUGUUCGCUCGGAAGUUUUGGGCCAUUCAAGCCUUUGAUUGGUGUAUUUCUCCAAAAGCUGGUUUCGUUAUGGGUGACCGGUUUAAUUGCGGAGCUCCUGAGAUCAUCCGUUGGGGCACGCGAUACCUUUCCAUGAGGACCAAGGGUGUAAUUACCUGUGGCCCCAUGAUGAAGAAUUCCUUUCACGUCCCUGCAUAUUCGCUUGACGCCUAUGGUCAUCCGGCAAGCCGGCUCCAUUCAUAUUAAUCAAUUAACUCCGAUUUACAAACUCGAAUACUUCCUUUUACACAUCUCUGCUGUUAUUGUUCAAAAGCGAAAGCUCCCAGAGAGAGAGAGAGCCCUUUUCAACGACUUUGUGCACUCUCAUGGUUAUACAAGGCGUCACAUUCUGCGGAUCAAAGGAUGGCAAGAUCGUUCAGUCGUCAUUUACGAGGGAGCGACUUGCUCCAGAUGAAGCUUUGAUUGAAGUGACCCAUUCCGGUCUGUGUGGUACCGACAUUCACUAUUUGAAAGCGGAGAUGGUCUUGGGCCACGAAGGCGUUGGGUUUGUCCGGGCCCUAGGCUCCGAAUGCAAGGACCUCAACGAAGGUGACCGUGUUGGGUGGGGUUACAUUCAUGGUAGUUGCGGUCGAUGUGAGGAAUGUCUCUCUGGUACCGACCAGUAUUGUCGUGAAGUCAGGGCGUACGGCCAGGCAGACCUCGAUCAGGGCUCAUUCAGCGGUAUGGCGAUUAGGCAGGAAAAGUGGUUGCUCCGUAUUCCAGAGAACAUCAGUUCUGAGGAUGCCGCUCCUCUGAUGUGUGGUGGUGCAACGGUAUUCUCGCCCUUGCUGGAACACGUCAAGCCUACGGACCGAGUGGGUAUAGUUGGUAUUGGGGGACUCGGCCAUCUUGCCAUACAGUUCGCAGCCAAAAUGGGUUGCGAUGUUGUCGUGUUUUCUGGAUCCGACUCAAAGCGCGAUGAAGCGUUGGCCCUUGGGGCUCGAGAAUUCUAUGCCACACGCGGAGUGGAGGAUUAUUCGACUCUGAAUAUUCCUCGUGCCAUAGAUCGCCUGAUUUUAACAGCGUCGUCGCAAGAAGGCUAUUCAAAGUUCUAUCCUCUUUUAGCUCGAAAAGCGACGCUCAUUCCCCUCACGGCGUCACCUGGUGGUGACCUUGUCGUUCCCUAUCAACAAACGAUGUCGAAAGGGAUGAAGGUUGUGGGCACAUUAGUCGCUAGUCGGUAUAUGGAGACAAAAAUGUUGGAAUUCGCAGCGCGACACGAUAUACGGCCGAUUGUAGAGAAAUUCCCAAUGAGUUUAGAGGGUAUCGAAGAAGCGGUCGCUAAACUACAAGCAGGGAAGAUUAGAUAUCGUGCUGUUUUUGCGUGGUGAUUAAAUCCAGCAACCUCGUAUUAUCUUAGUAGGCUCCAAUUGUGCUAACCCUGUCUACUAAUUACUACUCAAAUGUUUGUUCGGUCAAUUUUCUUACCGGG